GUGUCACGUAAAGUCUCUAAGUUCAUUUGUCACUUCAGUCUAUGCUCGAGUUAUCAGUCGAGUCGUCAUGCAAAGUGCUAACUAUUGAGUCAAAGUAAUCGCUAAGGAAUCCAAUGUCUUUGCCUGCUUAAUCAAAAGAUGGAUCUUCUAGGUUCCUGUGUUGGUUUUCUAGUUUUCCUUCAAGUAUUCAUGGCUGUUAUUCAAGGAGGGGAAAUAAACAUUACAAAUACAAGUUGUAUCAGUGCYCAUCCACCUGUCAAUGACAGUUUGUUGAAACGAGAUUGUCGACCUUACAUGUUUUCUAAUGGAUACUGUAAGCACAUUAUUGGAAAUCAUGAGGAAUUGUAUGGCAGUGAAAAUUACCAGAUAAAAAGGGAAAAAUCCUAUGAAAGGAUAUUCAUUGGAAAGCAAAAGAUAGAGAAAUAUCGAAAGGUAGAAGUGCGGGAUUCCUGCUUGAAAGUAUAUCUCGAAGAAACUUGUCAAGGAAAAUUUCCAAAAUGUGACAAAACUACUGAAAAGCCCAUGCCAAGGCCCGUUUGCAAAGAAACAUGUGAUGACUUAAURAAAUUGUGCGACAAGGAGUUUAUAAUGAUAAAAAAUUACAAUCAUAUCUUUCGAAACAUUUCUUUAUCGAAUACAUAUCCACUGUAUUGGGAGUUGCCAGACUGUAAACCUCUGAAGUUAAGAAACGGCGGAGAUGCUCCAGAAUGUUUCUUUAGCAGACGACUUAAYACAGAAACAGACAAACUGGAGACCACAGAUUGUUACUAUGGCAACGGCCUGGGUUACCGUGGUAACGUGAGCGUAACAAGGUCAGGUCACGUGUGCCAAUCCUGGUCAUCUCAAUGUCCUCAUCGUCACGAUCAUCCUUUGUCUGAGUAUCCAGAGCUGGUCAAUGCGUCCAACUGGUGUCGUAACCCUGGAGGUCAAGGACCCCAUGGACCUUGGUGCUACACCACUAAUAGUAGUAUAAGAUGGGAGUACUGUGAUGUAGAGAAAUGCCCUCCUCCAGUUCCAACUAAAGCUCCUAUGAUCCUAGAAGCUUAUUCUUCAGAUCCAUACACAAUAUUUAUAUCAUGGAACAAAGUUCCUUUCUCAUUUAUGCACGGUGAGCCGCGCGGAUUUCGUAUCAUCGUUGGUCAACUUAAUCAAGAGGUAAUAAUGAUCAAUACAACGGGUCCAAACACUACAGCUUUUGAAUUCAACAAUCUCGAGGCCUGGACAAACUAUAGUAUAUCAAUACUGGCUUUCAAUGAUGCUGGGGAUGGACCUUACAGUCGUGUUUAUGUGAAGACGAUGCCUGAAAAAAUCGUCGCAGUUAGAUAUGCAUUGACCGUGAAACGAAAUUUAACCAAGUAUGUUCGGCUAAGAGACAAUGUGACGACAUUUGAGGAGGCUGCAUUCAAGAAGAUGAUUUGGAAAUUAUUCCGUGAUGAUAAGCCAAGUGGGUACCACAUCUACCAAAUAAGAUUCUUAAAUUUCACUAACAGCAGUUAUGAAUUGGAGUUUGACAUCACAGCUGGAUUAAGUGAACGGCCAUCUUGGUCUGCUGCACAAGACAUAACAGGACGUAUUUUAAGAAGUUUUGCUAUAGCUCAAGCAUUUGAAGUGCAUUCUCUUCUUGUUAAAGGUUCUCCGCCACCUCCAGCUAAUCUGAGUAGCACUCACGUGAAAAUGACGACAGUGACACUUCAUUGGCUAACUCCCUUGUAUAAUGAACCAUAUGGAAUCACUAACUACGCUGUACAGUACAAGAAGGCACACACAGACAUGGAGUAUUACGUUGCUGUUACAGUAAAUUCAAAUAUUACAAAAGUAAACGUCACCAGUCUAGACUCAACUACAAAAUACCUGAUGCGUGUAAAGUCUGUUAAUGAUUAUGGGUCUGAGGUAACUGAACCAAUAGAGAUUAAUACUCUAGCUCCGAAAGCCAUUAUCCCCGAACCCCCAUUACUGGUCAUUGCUUUAACUUCCGCAACACUUCUGAGUCUAAUGAUCGGGACUGGGCUUGCGUUUUGGAGAUGGUGGUAUAAGAAGCGCAAAGAAACCAAGGUACUGAAAGACACACUCGAAAAGCUUCGAGACAAUCCAUAUGAAUCAGCUGUGGACUGGUUUGGUGUUCUUAAGAUCAAGAUCACUAAGCAAUGGUGGGAGAUACCACGUGAUGACUUGACACUCGACAAACAUCUUGGGUCGGGAGCCUUUGGUGUCGUAAUAAAAGGAUACUUGACGAAAAGAGAGGAAGGGAAUAACGAACGACGUAUCGCCUGUGCCAUUAAGAUGUUAAAAGACAAUCCAACAGAGCAAGAGUUGCGUGACCUGUGUAACGAAAUCAACAUCAUGUCAUCUGUUGGUGAUCAUCCAAACCUCGUCAGUUUGAUUGGGGCGUGUACCAUAAAUGGUCCACCAUUGUUGGUGAUCAAGUUCGCACCAAAUGGUUGUCUCCAUGACUACUUAAAAGACAGUCGGCCUUUACCUGAUUAUCAAAACACAGGUUACAUGAGGUCAGGUCAAAUGAGAGCAGAAGAAAUAUCCGAGAAAGAGAGGAUGAAGUUUGCUUAUGACAUUGCGCAGGGGAUGGCACACUUGGCGAGAAACAGGUUUGUACACAGAGAUCUUGCAGCUCGGAACGUUUUACUUGGCAAAAACAUGGUGGCUAUGAUUUCUGACUUUGGUUUGUCACGUGAUAUCUAUGAAAGCGGAGCCUAUGAGAACACUGCAGGGGGUUUUCUUCCUGUUCGCUGGAUGGCUCUGGAAUCUCUACAGGAUUACACUUACACCAGCAAGUCAGACGUAUGGUCUUAUGGAGUUGUGUUGUGGGAGAUUCAAAGUGAUGGUCUACUGCCCUAUGCUGGGAUGUCUGGUUCUGAAGUUGUUGAACGACUACGACAAGGACAACGACUAGAAAGACCUAGCAAUACAUCACGUGACAUGUAUGAAAUGAUGUGGCAGUGCUGGAACCCAGAUCCCGACCAAAGACCAACAUUUGCUGAUCUGGUCUAUAAAAUUGGUGGUCUGAUUAAUCUAAGUUUGGAUUACGAAGGAAAAGUACAUAUCCAUCUUAGCAACACUCGAAAUCACGAUGGUAACCACUCCCUGGAUCUCGUGGCCACCUCUCCCAAUGCAUCAACCACUGAAGUCGAGCACAAAAUGCAGGAACCCCGUUAUGGAAAGGUCUUUCCUGAAUUCAAAGACGCUGGACAAAUGAUGAAUAAUUUGGCGAUGGCUGGUGAAUUUGAGAUGUGAAUCAAUAUAUCAAUCAGGCAUGCUAAAAAUGUAUUGUGUGUUUGCAUUUAACAGUUGGAUUCCCCUUACUGGUGGAGGUCCGGAAUUAGAUUAUUAUGGUCUUUGAUUUUUGCGUAGAUAUGUGAUAAUCAAGGUUAAUUUUGACGUCAACAAAACGUUUUUGUUCAGUGGAAAAAAUAGAUUUAGCUUUUUUCUCACUCUUGGCUAUGUUUAUCAAUAGCUAAUAGACUUGAAAAUUAUGCCAUUUACUGAAAAACAACACAACAGAAACAGUGGCAGUAACUGGCAACAGCAUCAGCAACGACAGCAUCAACAACAGCAACAACAACAACACUGAAGCAGUAGCAGCAACAACAGAGCAACAACAACAACAACGAAACAACAGCAGCAGCAACAACAACAACAAUAGCAGCCGUAAUAAUAAAUAACAACAGCAACAACAACAAAGCAAUAYCAGCAACAGCAACAACAAGAACAAAGCAACAACGUACAGCAGCAGCAACAGCAACUUUAAUAAGAGCAUCAAUAACCACAGCUGAAACAAGAACAGCAACCACAAUAACACAACAGAAAAGAUGGCUAUUAUUUAAAAAAAUCAAAAAGGGAUGAUUAGAAAACAAUUUAAAAAUCUAGAUCUAAAACUCUGUUGACAUGAAAAUAUAAAACUCCUUUUUUAAAGGGAA
Molecule: messenger RNA, 3929 nt
Organism: Actinia tenebrosa (Australian red waratah sea anemone)
Lineage: Eukaryota; Metazoa; Cnidaria; Anthozoa; Actiniaria; Actiniidae
Product: angiopoietin-1 receptor
Biological process (GO): positive regulation of kinase activity; protein phosphorylation; cell surface receptor protein tyrosine kinase signaling pathway
Cellular component (GO): signaling receptor complex; plasma membrane
Molecular function (GO): protein binding; ATP binding; transmembrane receptor protein tyrosine kinase activity
Source: RefSeq, a predicted model, not a curated record